This is a messenger RNA of Vigna umbellata (rice bean), 261 nucleotides long. The record is from RefSeq and is a predicted model, not a curated record. Lineage: Eukaryota; Viridiplantae; Streptophyta; Magnoliopsida; Fabales; Fabaceae.
UGUGCUAAUGAUUGUGGUUUUUACGGUUCUCCUGCAAUAAAUAACUUUUGUUCAAAGUGUUAUAAAGAUUAUCUCGUCAAAUUAAAGGGUUGUGAAACGACAAAUAAGAGUUUUUGUUUAGAGAAUUUAUCAUCGUCAUCAUGUACUGCUCAAAGUGAAGAGAUGCACUCAUACCAAAUAGAUUUUAAGAAAAUUGGUCGUCAAGUUUUAAUUCAACAAAAUCAUUUAUGCAAAGCGGAUAAACUAAAACAUAGGAUUUAG